This is a messenger RNA of Paramecium pentaurelia, 3996 nucleotides long. Lineage: Eukaryota; Ciliophora; Oligohymenophorea; Peniculida; Parameciidae. The record is from the annotation of a GenBank genome assembly.
AUGAUUGCCAUAUUUUAAUCGAUAUUGUUGUUAUUAUAUGUUAAAAUUACAGAGUGUUGUACAUAAUUACCUAAUAAUGAAUUGGUAUUAGUGAAUAAAAUAAAUGAAACAUAAAGUAUGAAUAUUUAAAGUUUAUUCAUUAAAUAAGAGCAAUCAUAAAUAUUUCUAACAACUAAUGAUAGUGACAUUUAUGUUCAAUAAUUUAUGUAUAACCUUUCUAAUUCCAAGAAUUCAUUUGAAAAUAUAGUAAAUGUUAAGUGUUUGAGAUCAUAUAAGGAUUUUACAGCAGCAAAUCAAUAUGUAUUAUUGAAUAAAAUUAAUGAUAAAUAUCAAAUCCAUACAAAUAGUUAUUAAAUUCAAUACAAUCAGCGUUUACCAGAAUUCAAUUAAUAUUUUGAAAUCACAGAUCAUAUAUGUCAUGAUAUAGAAAUAUUGAAUAGAUAGACUCUAAUAGCAGAUUGCUAUAAUGAAAGUAAUAACGUUUUCAUUCUUUAGAGAGAAUCAAGUCAAAUAUAAUAUUUUAUUUAUAAUCAGACUAAAGAUUUUAAAAUUAAGAGAAGAAUGUUUGCUUUUUAAGAUAAUCUAAUAAUAUGUGUUGUAUAUUAUGAUGAGGAAUAAUAGUAAUCAUCAAUUCAAUUUAUUUAAUUUGGUGAAAGUGUAUCAACACUUCUAAUAAUUGAUGACACAUAUAUAAAUAAUAUAUUAAUUGAUACAAAAACAAUGAUUGAAUUAUAGAUAAUAUAAGUGUAAGUUGAAAAGUAAAUAAUAACAAUACUAAAUAAAAAUUAAUGGGUUAUAUCAAUAAAUGCAUAAGAAUUUCCAUAUAUAGUUAUAUUUGAUUAUUUUAAACUUGAACUACGAUAUCCUGCAGUAUUCUUUACAUAUCAUGUAUAUAAUUAAUCUUAUGUAUUUUUAACUUAAUACGAAAUUCAUUUAUUGAUUAAUGGUUUCACAACAACCAAAAAAAUUGAUAAUAAGGAUGAAUAAAUAUAGAUAUACUUUACAAAAAAUAAUCUAAUAUAAUACAAUGAUGGAUAUUUGAAUUUAUUAUAAUUAAAUUUAAAGAAUAUAUCAAAAUUUCCUUUAGAUGAGAAUUAUAAAUUAAUUUUGGAUUAAUUAUCUGAUGAAAUAAUUGCAAUUAAUGAAUAAGAGAGUAUAAGAAUUAUCAUUAAAUCUAAUAGAUAUUUAUAUUUUAAAUCAAAUUCUUUGUAUUAAUAAUUCAAAUAGGCUUCUUUGAUAUAGUAAAUAAAUAUACUUGAAUCUUGUACUUUAAAUAUUAGAUAUAGAACUAUAUUAUGGAACUCUACAGAAGCAAUACCUACUGUAAUGAAUCAAUUCAAUACAAUAUUAAAUAAUCAAAUAGAAUCAUAUGAAGUGGAUAGAUUCAUUGAUGGACCCAAUAUUACUAUCUCUGAUAUUAAUGGAUUAAAGGUAAAUUAAGUUUAAUUUAGUAUAAAUUUUUAAUAAUUAUAACAGAAGACUAUUAGUGGAAUACUUAGUGAUUCAACUCCAUAAUAUAUAAAAGUAAUACCUAUUGCAACAAUAUAUUUGUAUUUCAUUUAAUCAACAAAUUAAUAUGUACAAUUUUACAUUUGUAUUUAAGAUAUGAAUUGUGCAUUUACUACUUAAUUAUAUUUAGAAUUCAAUUUAUCAUCUACUCAUCAUGAAUUCUUUAUUAAUAAAUAAAAUAUAUAUAUAGUAGUUAAGAAUAAUUAAUAAUUAGAUGUUUGGAAAUUAAAUGAAUAACUUAUUUAUUAAUGUACAAUCUAUCCAGAUUAAGAUCAUUAAAUUAUAUAAUUUCAUUACAUUAAUGAAUUCUUAGCAGUUCUCUAUUCAAAUCAAUUAGUAGUUGUUUAUAAAGUAGUUGAUUAAUGUUAGAGAUCAUAAGCAUUUACAUCUGAAUUUAUUUAAAAUUUCAAUAUUUAAUGGAAUCCUUCCUAUAUAGAGACAAAUGAAAAUUAUAAUAUUCUCUAUGUCUAAACUGAAAUGUAAUUAUUAUUGAUUCAAGUCUAAGAACAAGAAAUAUUUCCUAUUAACAUUAUUCCACUUAGUUAUAAUAAAUCUAUUAGAAUAUUUUCAUAUUAAAAUAUCAUUUGGAUUUAUUAUAAAGAUACUGAAGUAAUUGAAUCAUUUAUUAUCAACUCCAUUACAUUUAUUGAAUACUAAAGUACUAUUUCCUUAUUUAAUGUUAUUCCUAAUAAAUUCUUACAUCAUUAAUAAUCUAAAUAUGUCUAUUUCCAAAAUAGUCAAGAUAGUUUAGGUACUAUCUAUGUAUAUUGUAUGGAAAGUAGUAGUCAUAAUGCAUUAUUAACAACAUUUUCAACUAAAUAUAAAAUCCUUUAUUCAGUUUCAAAUUUAUUCAUCAUAGCUGAUAUCAACAAUUAUUUUGAAAUACCAUAGAAAAUUAAAUAUUCAAUUUAUUAUCAAGAUAUAGAUAAUCCUAAUUAUUUAGUUAAAGUUAAUACAUUCUUAGUUAUUUCAAGUUAUGAUAAUAAAGAAUAAUUCAAAUAUAUUAUUAAUUCAACUCUUGUAAAUCCCUAUACAACUAUCACUGUUAAUUUAACAUAAUUGAAUAUUGAAGAAUUACUUAAUUAAAAUAGACCUAUAGGUUAUUGUUAAAGUAAGUAUUCUUGGUACACUGGAUAAGUAGUUGAUAUUGGUUUAAAAAGUCAAUAAUUGAAACUUCGAAAAUCCAUGCAUUUAUUAGAAAAGGAGAUUUGUUCUUCAGGAUUAGAUAUAAAAGAAUACAUUUAAGAUUCAGUAAUCAUUUUAUAUUAGGAUAAAAUUGUCAAAUUAAAUAUGACUACUAAAAUAUAGUAAAUCUAUUACUUAGAUACUUCUUUAACUUAUACUAAAAUACUCUUAGUUUAUAAUGAACUUAUAUUUAUUACAUCUUUAAAAUUGAUUCCAAGUUUCACUUAUUAGAUUAUAAUACUAAGUUGUGACAAAGAUUUUAAAUGCAUAAACAAAUAUGAUGGAAUUAUUUCAAAUAGUGAUCCAAAAAUUAUUAAAGUAUUAUCUAAUUUCCUAUUCAUCAUCUCUGAAAUAUAAAUAAAUAUCUAUACCUUUAAAGAUGAUGAAUUAUUAUAUGUUCAAGAUGUUAAUAAUUCGAAUCUAGAUUAAUUUCAAGAUGUUAUCUCUCUUUAAUAAAAUUAUUAUCAAAUUUACUCCAAAAAAUCAAAUGAAAUCAUUAUUUCUAUGUAUCAGCUCUAAGAAAAUAAAUUUAUUUUAAUGUAAUAAAUUGGAGUUGAUUUAUUAGAUGUCAUCUAAUAAAUAGGCUUUUAUAUAGAUCCUAAAACAAUUUUUCAGAGAAUUAUUAUCAAACAUAGCAAAAUUUAGUAAUAAUUAUUUACUGCAGAAUUAUUCUGUUAAGCAUAUAAACAUUCACAUUAUAUUCUAUAAAUACAAUACAUUUGUAAAUUUUCACCUAUUUUCUGCUCUAUUAAUAAUUAUAAAAUAUUACAAAUAUUUUAAGGAUAUGGGAAUUGGCCUUCAAAAUAAGCUAAAUUGUAUAAAGACUAAUAUUUAUUGAUGAUUUACUAUUAAUCUACUACAUUUAUUAGUGCCAUUUAUAGUUUACAAUUAAAUUAUGUUCAUCCAACAAUAUCUUCAACUUUAUUUUCAGGAGCCAUAUAAUAUUAAAAUGUUUCAGUUUCCUAAUAAGCAUUUUUUAUAUAAGAAUUUUAAAUUUAUUUAUUAACUAAUUCAAUUAAUAGGGAAGUAUUUGCUCUUUAUGAAAUUCAUAAUACUACUAAGUUUUGUAUUUAAGAUCAUUAAAAAUCAGAAAAAAUUAUAAUAACUCUAAAAAAUAACUUUAAUGAAAAAAAUGUAACUAUUGAUAUGAAUCAAAAUAAUGAUAAUAACAAUAAUAAAACUAAAAAAUUUAUAAUUUGGCUUAUUUUUGGAAUUCUUUUAGUAUUCCUUUUUGGAAUGCUUUUAUUUGGUUGUUAUAUCAAACAAAAAAAGAAACAUGUAGAAAAUUAAUUAUUUUUAUGA